UGUCCAUCGGGCUUCUUCAAGCCUAUACAGGGUGAUGUAUCCUGCAUGCAGUGUCCAAUCAACAGCCGCACCACCAACGAAGGAGCCACUAACUGUGUGUGCCGCAAUGGUUACUAUCGCUCAGACUCAGAUCCCUUCCAGAUGCCCUGCACAAGUAUGUACUAUCGACCAAACGCACACACACACACACACACACACACACACACACACACACACACACACACACACACACACACACACACACAGACACACACACAAACACACUCUUUUAAUUUCACACCCUGGUCCUGAGGAACUGAGAGGAAUCAAAGAUCAAAGGACACAAGAGCCUCUCUGAGCAGAAACAGAGGAGGCCUGUCAGAGAGCAGUCCCUCACAUACACCCAGCACUGACAUGCUCAUAGAGCCCAUGCCAACAGGUCUGGCCCAACACACACAGGCCAGCUUCCCCUCCUCACAUCACUGUGCCCUGCUGCCCUCAGCCAAAGCAGAGGUUACUGGGCCAGGCCAUGCAGCAUUGUAGCGGGACAGGCAGGGAGAAUAGACUGGGCCAAGAUUCCUCUUGUCAUGCCAAUGAAGCCAUUUGAAUUAGAAUUUGUGGUUGACGGAGGGGCUAAGAAAAGAGAAAGAGAACACAGGCGGGAUAAAGAUUAAGAGGAAGACAUGAACACAGAGCGGGAGAGAGAGGAAUAUGCAGUAUAUAUAGUUGUGGCUACGAAGAGUAAGGUAGAGAUUAGAGAUCGAGAGAGAGAGAGAGAUGAGGAGAGGAGAUAGAGAGAGAUAGUAGAGAGAGAUAGAAGAGAGCGAGGUAAGAGAAGAAAUAGAAGAGAUAGAUAGAGAGAAAAGAGAGAAGAGAAGAAGAGAGAGAGAGAGAAGAGAAGAAGAGAGAGCCAGCUCCUUUCACCACUGUGGCUGUUUUUUUUCUCCUUCCCUCCUCUGUGAAAGGGGAAGGGACAGAAAUAUUUGAGAGCUUCCAACAAAGGAGAUUUGCAUAAGCCCGGCUCUGGGAGCAGAGCAGCUGUUAUGAAUGAGAAAGCAGCGUCACGUCGCUGGUAUUAAACGCAGCGGGCCCGGGCUGAUUAAAGGAGGGAAACGGGCCCAUCUGAGUGGCCCUCGAGCUAACAGGGGCCAUUAGCCGCCCAUUCCAGCCCUCCCCAGGAAGGAGAUGAUGUUUAGGAGGCUGUUUUGCGUGAGAGAGAGAGACACACAGAGGGCCUCGAUGGGCACUGCUCCAGGCCUGGAGGUCUCUUAAUGGGAGCCAAUUAAAAGGGCGGUUAAAUAAGUGAUCAAUUCAGGUUUAGGAGUUUGUGGGCUGGGGGAAUUUUGUUGUUUAUCUCAUUAGCCCUGGAGAGGGCAUCCUCCCUAAUUAGCUGCACAUGCCCGUAAAAGAUCAACAGUACUCAUUGUGUGUUUGUUUGGGCUGUCAGUCAAAUGUGAUGCCAUGGGGAAUGUUACUUUCAACCAGUAAUGCCUCUAUACGUAGUGGUUGUGUAUGAGGAACAGUCACUUUCUCUGUCCUGCAGUACUUCUAUAUGAUGCUCUGCUAUACAUAACCAACAGAUUGAAACAAAUAUGUGCCAACAUGGACAUGAAAAGUCAUCUUAUCUUCAUGUUGAAGUCCAGUGUGUUUAAAUGGACUUCCUGGGGGAAGGAUUUAGUUGAGCAUACCAGGCAAAGACCUCAAAGAGACUGUACUGUAUUUGUGGGCGUGUGGGUUCUCUCUCCUCCAGCGAAGGGGUUAUUUGAGUAGAGUGAUACUACAUCUGGUAUUCCUACCCCCAAGAACUCCAAGGACACAAGACACUUAAUUCCCCUGCCAACAUCUGACUGAAAUGUCAUGAAGUAGUUAUUUUGAACUAACUAGAGUACUUUGAGUCCAUUUGUUUUUCUUACACCUUAAGUCUGUAGGUAGGUAAACCACACUCCACAUACACUAUAUAUACAAAAGUAUGUGGACACCCCUUCAAAUUAGUGGAUUCGGCUAUUUCAGCCACACCCAUUGCUGACAGGUGUAUAAAAUCGAGCACACAGCCAUGCACUCUUCAUAGACAAACAUUGGCAGUAGAAUGGCCUUACUGAAGAGCUCAGGGACUUUCAACGUGACACCGUCAUAGGAUGCCACCUUUCCAACAAGUCAGUUCGUCAAAUUUCAACUGUAAGUGCUGUUAUUGUGAAGUGGAAACGUCUAGGAGCAACAACGGCUCAGCCGCAAAGUGGAAGGCAACACAAGCUCACAAAACGGGACCGCCGAGUGCUGAAGCACGUAGCACAUAAAAAUAGUCUGUCCUCAGUUGCAGCACUCACUAACGAGUUCCAAACUCUCUCUGGAGCAACGUCAGCACAAUAACUGAUUGUCUGGAGCUUCAUGAAAUGGGUUUCCAUGGACGAGCAGCCGUACACAAGCCUAAGAUUACCAUGCGCAAUGCCAACCGUCGGUUGGAGUGGUGUAAAGCUCACCGCCAUUGGGCUCUGGAGCAGUGGAAACGUGUUCUCUGGAGUGAUGAAUCACGCUUCACCAUCUGGCAGUCCGACGGACAAAUCUGGGUUUGGCAGAUGCCAGGAGAACGCUACCUGACCGAAUGCAUAGUGCCAACUGUAAUGUUUGGUGGAGUUGGAAUUAUGGUCUGGGGCUGUUUUUCAUGGUUCGGGCUAGGCCCCUGAGUUCCAGUGAAGGGAAAUCUUAACGCUACAGCAUACAAUGACAUUCUAAACGAUUCUGUGCUUCCAACUUUGUGGCAACAGUUUGGGGAAGGCCCUUUCCUGUUUAAGCAUGACGAUGCCCUCGUGCACAAAGCGAGGUCCAUACAGAAAUGGUUUGUCGAGAUCAGUGUGGAAGAACUUGACUGGCCUGCACAGAGCCCUGACCUCAACCCCAUCGAACACCUUUGGGAUUAAUUGGAACUCCGAUUGCGAGCCAGGCCUAAUAGCCCAACAUCAGUGCCCGACCUCACUAAUGCGCUUGUGGUUGAAUGGAAGCAAGUCCCCGCAGCAAUGUUCCGACAUCUAGUGGAAAGCCUUCCCCAAAAGAGUGUAGGCUGUUAUAGCAGCAAAGGGGGGACCAACUCCAUAUUAAUGCCCAUGAGUUUGGAAUGAGAUGUUCGAUGAGCAGGCGACCACAUACUUUUGGUCAUGUAGUGUAUGAGACUACUCUAAAUGCUUCUCAUAUUCCAAACAGAAACUGUCCCAGUUGACUGUCUAUUGUCUGUGUUUCUCCAGCGGUGCCGUCGGCUCCUCAGAAUGUUCUGUCUAUCGUGAACGAGACAUCUCUGAUGCUGGAGUGGCAGCCUCCUAGGGAGUCGGGGGGUCGUGAGGAUGUGGUCUUCAACAUCAUCUGUAAGAGCUGUGGAGGGGGCCGGGGAGGCUGCACACGAUGUGGGGACAACGUCCAGUUUGUACCCCGCCAGCUGGGUCUGACAGAGCCCCGUGUUUACAUCAGUGACCUGCUGGCCCACACACAGUACACCUUCGAAGUGCAGGCCGUCAAUGGGGUCUCCGAGCAGAGCCCCUACUCACCACAGUACUCCUCCGUUAACAUCACAACCAACCAGGCUGGUGAGUACACUCUUCCUUAUGCUCUCUCUGUCUCUCUCGCAGGCACACACGCACACACACCCACACACACUCUCACACACACACACACACAAUGACGCAGUUUCAUGUUCCUCUAGUGUGAUGUAAGUAUGCAGAUUUGUUCUAAAACAGGAGUGAGGGGAUUGUUGAUGAUGUCACAGCCAGGUUUUGAUGGCCUGUUGGUCCUCAGUGUGACCUCAUCAGGGCUCUCAGACAGAGUAGCUCAGCGUAGUGAGCACUACUCUCACUCCUGUCUCCCCUGA
Molecule: messenger RNA, 3832 nt
Organism: Coregonus sp. 'balchen'
Lineage: Eukaryota; Metazoa; Chordata; Actinopteri; Salmoniformes; Salmonidae
Source: the annotation of a GenBank genome assembly